UGAGUAGCAGAAAAAGGAGAGCAGAGAACUGUCUGCUACUUCCAUCCACUGCUUUGUCUGCUCAGGCGGAGUGUAUGUGUGUCUCAGUUUUGUCAUCCAUUCAGUGAAAUCAAGAGGAUUGAUCAGACUAGCCAACAUGUGGACUGCGUGUCCACAAAAAGAGCAGGCACACCCUGCUCCAGGGUCUAACUGCUAAGCAUGCUGGGUAAGGCUCAGCCAACUACAAGUAACCUCAGCCUGGUGAACUCUGAAGUUUCUGAUACUACGUCGGCCUCAGACAUACUCGACGGUAUCAACAUGGCCGACCUUGUGGAAAGCCUGGAUGCCAGAGAACUAGACAUAGAGGAGGGAGAGGAGAUGGACUACGAUGGAAACUACUUGGGGGAUUGUCGUAUCCCAUUUUCAGCCGUGUAUGCUACAGUGGGCUUCAAGGAGGCCAAUGCUAAGGUCUACCUACCCACUGUGCCCAUUACUGUUCGGAUCCUGGAGGUGGAACGGUUCACCACAGCACAAGAUCGUUUCAACGUGUCACAUCACAGGAGUGUCAACAAGUCUCUGCCAGCAGUGUUUCGGAUUGAGCUGAAACAUGGAGAGUUUACCUGGGUGGUUAAGAGGAAAGAGAAGCAUUUCAUGGAGCUGCACAGAGAGCUGAGGACGUACAAGACCUUCAUGAGGAUUCCACUGCCAUCCCGCAGUCAUACAGUGAGGAGGAAGACUGUGAGGAAGAGCGAAGUGAGGGAGAUGCCCUCCCUGCCCAGGGGGGGAGGAGAUGAGCUGGUGCGAGACGAGCAGGUCUCCAGCAGGAGGCGACAGUUAGAGGACUAUUUGAACAAGCUGCUGAAGAUGGCCAUGUACCGUAAAUAUCACCAUACUAUGGAGUUCAUUGACGUCAGCCAGCUGUCGUUCAUUCAUGAUUUGGGACCCAAAGGACUGGAAGGGAUGAUCCACAAGCGCUCAGGCGGACAUCGUAUCCCUGGACUGAACUGCUGUGGUCAGGGUCAGGCUUGCUAUCGCUGGUCCAAACGCUGGCUUGUGGUGAAAGAUUCAUUCUUGCUGUACAUGAAGCCAGACUCGGGAGCGAUCUCCUUCGUCCUGCUUGUAGAUAAAGAAUUCAGCAUCAAGAUGGACUCCAAAGACACAGAAACCAAACAUGGAGUCCGGAUUGACAGCCUUUCCAGGACCCUUGUGUUCAAGUGCAGCAGCUACAGAAAUGCACGUUGGUGGGGUCAGAGCAUUGAGAGCUUCGUGAGGAAUCAUGGGAAGGCGUUCCUCCGAGAACACCGCUUUGGAUCUUUUGCACAGGAACAGGAAAACAUUCCUGCCAAAUGGUAUGUUAAUGGAAAAACAUACAUGGAGGAUGUGGCUGAUGCUUUGGAAGAGGCUAAAGAGGAAAUCUUCAUCACUGACUGGUGGCUGAGCCCAGAGAUCUUUCUGAAAAGGCCUGUUGUAGAGGGCAACAGAUGGAGGCUGGAUUGUAUCCUCAAACGCAAAGCACAACAGGGAGUGCGAAUCUUUGUAAUGUUGUACAAGGAGGUGGAGCUUGCACUGGGCAUUAAUUCAGGCUACAGCAAAAGAACCCUCAUGCACCUGCACCCCAACAUCAAGGUGAUGCGUCAUCCAGAUCACGUCUCCUCCUCUGUAUAUCUGUGGGCGCAUCAUGAGAAGAUUGUAGUUAUUGACCAAUCAGUGGCCUUUGUGGGCGGGAUCGACCUGGCGUACGGUCGCUGGGAUGACAGAGAGCAUCGGCUGACGGAUGUGGGCAGUGUGACACGCUCCGUGGCCCUGGAACAGUCUGGCUCCACCAACACACCAUCUGGUAAGGGAGUGUCCUCUGCUGAUGCCGUCUCUCAGAGCAAUGGGCGAGGGACGGCGCCCAGUGAACCUGUGGAGUUACCGAAGUUGAAGGGAAUCGGUCGCAACAGGAUGGUUCGCUUCAGUCUGUACAGACACCUGCACAAACACACUCUGCAGCACGUGGACAGCGUCAGCAGCAUUGAUAGCGCAGGGAGUGGUUCUGUCAAAAGCCUUAAGACUGGCAUUGGCGAGUUACAGGGAAACACUCGCUUCUGGCAUGGAAAAGACUAUUGCAACUUCGUCUACAAAGAUUGGAUCCAGCUGGAGAAACCUUUUGAUGACUUUAUUGACAGAUACACCACUCCCAGAAUGCCUUGGCAUGACAUCGCCUCAGUGGUUCAUGGGAGAGGUGCUCGGGAUGUGGCGAGGCACUUCAUCCAGCGGUGGAACUUUACAAAGAUCAUGAAGCCAAAGUAUCGUUCUCUGUCUUAUCCAUUCCUGCUGCCAAAGUCUCAUUCCACAGCCAGUGAGAUUAAAUACCAAGUUCCUGGAUGUGUUGAUGCCAAAUUGCAGGUGUUGCGGUCAGCAGCAGACUGGUCAGCGGGCAUAAAAUACCAUGAGGAAUCCAUCCAUAAUGCCUACAUUCAGGUCAUUGCCAAGAGCAAGCACUACAUCUACAUUGAGAAUCAGUUCUUCAUCAGUUGUGCUGACAACAGGACGGUUUACAAUAAAAUCGGAGACGCCAUCAUCGAAAGGAUCCUCAGGGCACACAAGGAGGGUAAGACGUACCGUGUGUAUGUGGUCACGCCUCUGCUUCCUGGCUUUGAGGGCGACAUCACUACAGGAGGAGGGAAUGCCAUCCAGGCUGUCAUGCACUUCAACUACAGAACCAUGAUCAGAGGAGAAUAUUCCAUCAUCUCCCAGCUGAAAAAAGAGAUGGACAACGAGUGGAUGAAGUACAUUUCUUUCGCUGGGCUGCGGACUCACGCCGAGCUGGAGGGACGCCUGGUCACAGAGCUCAUCUACGUCCACAGCAAGAUGCUCAUCGCUGACGACAACACAGUCAUCAUCGGUUCAGCUAACAUCAAUGACAGAAGCAUGCUGGGUAAACGCGACAGCGAGGUGGCAGUGAUCGUUGAAGACUCAGAAAAAGUCGCCUCAGUGAUGGAUGGACAGGAGUAUGAAGCUGGACCCUAUGCACUUCAGCUACGCCUCGAAUGUUUCAGGACUAUCCUUGGGGGACACACAGACUCUAGCAUUGACCUGUCUGAUCCCAUCAGUGAUUCUUUCUACAAGGAGGUGUGGAUGACUACAGCUGGCCGCAAUGCUACCAUUUAUGAGAAGGUAUUCCGUUGCCUGCCUUCAUCCCUGGUGAGAAACAUGGCAGAGUUGGAGCAAUACCAGUCCAAGCCAGGCUUGGCCCAGACUGACCUGGCCCGUGCUCAGGAGGAACUGCGCAAAAUCCGAGGCUUCCUCGUCCAGUUUCCUCUGGACUUCCUGUCUGAGCAUAACCUCAUGCCUUCUGUUGGAACAAAGGAAGCCAUGGUCCCAACGGAGAUCUGGACAUAAGGAAUGUGAACCCACAUCCUCUAGCUUUCACAUAUGAACUUUAAGUAUGUUUCUUGAGUGAAGUCUCUGGAUUGUGAUGACCUUUGGGAGAUCACAUUUAAUUUACAGUCCUCUUUUGGCCUCAUAUUCCUGCUGGGAAUUGACAAAUCUAUUAAAUCAGUUUAAACUGAAAACACUAAAUUGUAAAAGUUCCUGUUUGUUAUUUGCAGGAGAAAGGACAUCAAAAACAGCUAAAGUAAAUGCUUGGUGACUACAUUUAAACUGAAGAGAACUGUGGGUUUUGGGAAUCAGCUGCACCUCUGGAUGCUGAGAUAUUUAAACUGUGGAAAGACAGCGAGCAUUUCUACGGGACCAGGUUGAGAAAACAGAAACUUCUUUUCACGAUGCUUACAAAUAUUCAGAUCUCCAUUGAAUUAUAGAUUAUAAUGCAUGAUGCACUGAGCUUGUGAUGAAGAUUGUGCUAUAUGGGCCUGCGUAUAUGCUGCUUUUGACAAAUUCCUCGAGUUUUAGGGCUUGUCCACUCAGUUGUAUCAUGAAGAUCUUUCUUUUUUUUAGUAGAAGGAAUUAUAAAAUUGAUCCACCUUUGACUGUGUUGCACAAUCACAGAGACAGUUUUACUGGUAGGUUUUCCACAAAUCUUAACACGACUGCUAUGAUACAUGUCCCAAAUGCAACUCUUUAUUUCAUAAAGAAACUGCAGACAUUAUAUUUCUUGUUUAAGAUGUAUUGUGUCAGAUUUGUCUCCAGUGUGAGAUUUGGAUAUCCUCUAAUGAUGCAAUCAGAGUGAAUCAAGAAAACCAAUUGUGGUGGCUUUUAUUAUUAUUGUUUUAAUUAUAAAAUUUGGAGGGUAAGAUCAGAGUGAAAGCAGCAGGGUAGGACAAUCAGGCUGUAUGUUGGAAGGAGUCAUUUCCUGUUUGUUCAGCAGAUGGUGCUAUCUACAAAAAAAUUCAGUCUGCUUACAGUCAAACAGAAAAAAAUUAUCUGGAAAGUUUUUUUUUUUUUGUCUAAUGGCGGUUUUUAUAAGAGUAAAGUUUCUGUUAGAAGUAAAAGUAGAAUAAAAGAAAAAAAAAACUACUCAUCUCCAUUAGGGACACAUCUCAUUAUUUGUAAAUUGUCACAGUCUGAGGAAAUUAGGAAUUUCCACUCUUAAGGUGCGACUCGGUCAUUAAGUGGAUGUACAUGUAUAUAUCACAUGAUUUGAGUUUAAGAUGAAAUCGAAGACUACUUAUUUAGAAAAGCCCUCGGCUUACUGCACAUUAAAGACUGCAGGAAAUACGUAGUUAAAAAACUUCACUAAGGUUAUGAAACAAUAAAGUUUGACUCAUGCCAGACUGGAUCAUGUCAAUCAACAAAAUAAUUGGCUUCUUUUGGCAGAGAACAUCUCUGUCAAAAGAUCUACAUCACACACCCAACACAUGAAUCACUGGUAUUUCUGUAAAAGAAAACAACAAAACAAAUGGCUGUGGAAUAUUGCAGGAUCAGAUAAAGAAAAUUGAAUUUUUUGAACGGGACCAUGAAAUGUAAAUGAAGUGUUAAAGGGCAGAAAGAAUAGUUUUGUUUCUAUAAAGACACUAUUUUUGCUUUUCCUUUUUAUUGUAAUAGAUAAUGUCUGUAAUGUUUACCUUUGCUGUAUUUGUUUUAUUUAUGGACUAUGAAGAAUUUAACAGUUUUUAAAGGUAUAUUUGAAUUAAUAACAUGGUUGUACGGCUGGUUGAGAAUUUAUAAUUUAACUUCUUCUUCUGUUUCAUUACCACCGCGCACCUCUUUUUUGUCUGUUAACUCUGUGUACUACUGUCUCUGUGCAUGUGCAAUAACGUUUUUGUAAAGUUGAAAGUAUUUCUAAUUCCAUUUAAAACUGUGUAAUUCACAUGGCUAAAGAGUAAAAUUAUCUUUGACGUUUUA
Messenger RNA from Melanotaenia boesemani (Boeseman's rainbowfish), 5265 nucleotides. It is a transcript of the gene pld1a, whose product is annotated as phospholipase D1a. The record is from RefSeq and is a predicted model, not a curated record. The transcript is spliced from 26 exons. Gene Ontology annotation, molecular function: phosphatidylinositol binding; D-type glycerophospholipase activity. Bases 199 to 3363 code for a protein of 1054 amino acids. Gene Ontology annotation, biological process: phosphatidic acid biosynthetic process; intracellular signal transduction; regulation of microvillus assembly. NCBI's taxonomy places the organism in Eukaryota, Metazoa, Chordata, Actinopteri, Atheriniformes, Melanotaeniidae.